AUGCAUCUGUCCUGCUGGUUACCUGGGGAGAGGUGUGAGGAAGGUUUGUUGUUGACCAAAGGCCCCUGAGUCCUUUACGAUCUGAUGUCAAAACAUGAGCUUUGGUAUAAUUCCAAUUUUUUUCCUGUUUGAAUAGGAUGCAUUAAAUACUUUUUAACUGGUUUACAUCAGUUGGUAUGGGCGAAAGACCGUAAUAUAUUGUUUGAUUCACUGGACAAAAUAAAAUGGAUUUUCACCCCCCCACCCCACCCCCCCCCUGUUUUUUGGCAUGCAAAUGACAUUUACCAUCCUGGCCCCAUAUUUACUCCUCCAGUUUUUACAAAUUUGCUAUAUAUUUGCAAGGAUCAUGUUGGUGCAAAUUCAUUUUUUUGCCCAGUGAUUUAUAUGUUAAAAGUGCCGGAUCGAGGGAGGAGGGAACUCGGGGAUGAUAGCUUGCCAGGGCCUCAUUUUAAGGUCAUUUUCGAUGGUGUCCCCUCCCUCUUUGAAGGGUUUGAAUAAGCAGCGCCCCCAAUUACUUGAAGGUCUGGUUAUAGUCGCUGCUACUUGAAAUACCAGACCGAAGAAUGUCGCUAUAAAACGCCUCUGUCACUUGAGCAGCCCCAGGGUGAGGUGUAUGGUAGAAAUCAAGUGAAGGGUACUUCGUUAAAGAAACGUCUCUUAGACUUCUGGUGGUGUUUUUGGUUUUUUAUGUCAUUUGGUGUACUAAAAAGGAAACUUAUUACGGUAUUCAUCCUGUAGGAAGGCCAAUAGACACUCCUAUGUUCGAGGGCGACUCAUACAUGUCAUUACCAGGAAUCGAAGGCGCAGUUCUGCAGCUAAGGUUCUCCAUCAGAUUCCUCGCACUUAAAUCAGGCAAUAUGCUUCUACUGUACAAUGGUCAGACGAUAUUCCCUGGUCGCGGUGACUUCAUUUCCCUUGCCAUUAACGGAGGGCGAGUUGAGUUCAGGUUCAAUAUGGGAAGUGGUACUGGUAUUUUACGCAGCGCCAGAAACAUUUCCGUAGGAUUCUGGCACACUGUAAUAAUAGAAAGACAACUGAGAGACAGCUUGCUGGUUCUGGAUGACGAUCCCCAAGUGAAAGGUUCCUCCCCGUGUUGUUCACGUGGAUUAAAUCUUUUGUUAGACUUGUUCAUAGGCGGAGUGAAAAACUUCACGACAUUCCACACUAGUAAAGUUGGCGUUAGCUCCGGUCUCUUUGGUUGUAUAUCCGAACUAUCAGUAGAUGGUAGGGAAAUAAACCUGCUCAAGUCCAAUCUUGACAUGCGCGGUAUCAAACAAUGCACAGAAUGCCUUUUGCCUUGUGAAUUAAGACCAUGUUUGAAUAAUGCCACUUGCAUCCCGGUUGGAAAAACGGGCUUUUUCUGUUCCUGUGCUCCUGGAUAUACUGGACAAAAGUGUGAGUUUACACUGGCCGAUCCUUUGAAGAGUAACACAUGUGUAAAUGGCGGAGUUGAAUUAUCGUCAUCUUACAGGUUACUUUUAUUUAUUAAUUUUUUAUUUUCCCAAACAUAAGAAAAAUGCACUCCACUACAGUCAACCCGCAGCUUGUUUUAAUGAGGUGUAGCUAUUAAUUCCCUCCGGUGUCUCUGCUAUUGAUAAGUUCGGCUAGUCUGUCCAAUAUUUUCUGCGUUAGGGUUGGUACUAUAGUCAAUCUAAAUAUAAAUAGUGAUAUAUUUGUAAAGAAAUUUCUUCUCGGACCUCAAAUGACGAUCUCUCGCGAUUAAGGACAGUAAUUCGUUGGAGGGUGUCCGAAAUAAAGGGAGUUGACUAUAUUUACUAUAAUAGAAAGUCUUUGCAUACUUAGAAUACAAACAAUACUUAAUUUUAAGACGUGAUAAAAGCAGUUCGCAAACCUAGAGAGCUUCAGAAAUUCUGAGCCUAAAAGUUGAUUUACUGUGUUACAGGUUAUGCAACUGCCCGCUCGGAUAUGGAGGCAGAAGGUGUAAUAAAAGUAAGGACUUUCAGAAGUUUUGCCUUAUGAAAUAGCUUCCUAAUGCGUCGGAUAUAUUCUUAAAUCUGUCAAUUACUGAUGUUGUCGCAGUAUAUACUUUUCAAUGUAAGGGAUCUUAAGGCACAUAGUCUUUGUGUGCGGAUACAGCUGACCUCCCCAUGCUGGAGCCGUCAGCAUGGGUAAAGUGUUUCUUACUAUACCCCGGAGGCCACACUUAGGAAGUCUUGGUGGCCUUUUAAAAUCGGAAGGGGAACUACCGGUGGUGCAAAUGGUAAGAGUAAACGCCUUCCACAAAGUGGAUUGACUUUGUUGUUGGUUUUCUUCACAAGUCUACUUCGAGCUGAAAAGUUGUCUCUAAUUUAUUGGGGACGUUUAAGAGGCCACACGUUUAGAACAGUGAAAUCUAUCGGGUGUCACGCUCUCUAAACUACAUAAGUGUAAGUUUUCAUAGUUGCAGUAGAAUUCUUUGACGACAACCCCUACAAAAAAAAAAACAUGCACACUGGUAAUAGAUUUUAAGUACUAAAGAAACCUUAGUUUACAAACUUCUGCUGUUGGGUUUAUUUUAACCUUUUCGGCGCAAAGUUCUUUAAAAUAGCUUGCAUGAGGCAAUGUAUAGUUGAGUCGAUUCCAGUGACUCUUGCUGAUUGGCUGUUUCGUUGUAGCUGUCCAGUUUGGAAAAAAUGCCUUGUUCAGUGGUGACGGUUUCUUGGAAUUCCCAUCAUCGAGCAUGCGAGGACCGAGGUGAGGUUUUUUCUUUGGUGUUCAGUGAACCUUCUGAGAUAACAUUUCUCAGCAUCAGGAGAGUUUUACGACUGUCAUAAUAGAAAAUGAGCGCCCAAGUUAUUUCCAUCCUGGUAUUUUAUAGCCGAAAUACCUUAUAAUCCACAGUGCAAUGUUUACGGCUUUGAGCAUGCAUGCGUCCAUUUUUUUUUACAGAUCGACAACACCUGACUAUAUGUCACUUGAGAUAAAAACAGAAGCUCAAAAUGGUGUAAUCCUAUGGCAAGGAGAGGUAAAUUAGAGUGUUGUAAUGAGUUCGGCCAACAGAGAUUGUUUAUAACUCAUGCCUGAUAAUCCGAUGACCAGAAAAGACAUCCAUCUACUUUGCCACAUUCAGUUCUGAGCUUUUUCUUAGUUAUUAAAAGAUUGUAAGAACAAAACCUUUUUCCAAAACACUUCCGUAUCUCUUUGCCAACACGUUCGUGUAUAUUUCACACACACAGGUCCCUUGCAUUACGAACAGUUCCCUUGAUCUGUAAGGCAUCAAGCAACAAAUAGAUACCUCAUGUUCUCACCUGGAUCAAUUCGGUGUCCCUAUGAAAAAUUUUUCUUCUUGUUCCUUCCAGAGAAGAGACCACUUUGCAAUCGGAUUAAGAGACGGAUUUCUGGAGUUCAGGUAAUUAUUUUAGGACUCUUGACGGCCCAACAACUGGUCUCUUUCUAAACUUUGGUAUUCUUUGCUUUCAGAGUAAAAACACCCAUACAUGUACGUGACCACCAAAAAUGCCAAAAGUUAGGGGUGGCUAAUGGGAGCUCGUCGCAUACGAGACUCUGACACAUCUGAAUGUCGCUAAAAUGGCCUCGGAAAUAUGUAAUGCAUGCGCACUAAAAAACAUAGACAAUAUACACGUAUUAAAAGAGUAUAUUUCGCCACAUAAAUGUACUGAUGGAUCACAUAACCCACUUAAUAUCCGGGGGCGAUAAAAUAAUAGGGAGUUUAAGCAAAAGCAUUUUUGAGUGACGCACGUCAACCGAGGCUAAAAAAAAAAAUUGUAUUGCUUUGCGUCUUUGCGUCUUUUUUCUCAUAUUGAUGAUUUUGCGGAGAAUUUGGGCAAAAACACUGCUUAAAAGUAGUUAACUAUGAAAUUGAGUGAAGCACAUCCUCGGUUAAAUUUGUUACACAUUAAUCCUUGAUCACUGAUCUACAUAAAAAAAAAAAAUAAGGGAACGGGCCCCCGGGCCCCUCCCCGGAUCCGCUACUGCAAAUAACCAGGAACUAAAUUUAUCGGUCCCUACCCUGAGAAUACUUUAAAAUCAUGUUAGCAAAUCAGUUACGUCUUUCGUAGAUUUGAACUCGGCUCUGGGCCUGCUGUACUACAAUCUCUGUCUCCAGUCAACGACAGCCAAUGGCACUCCAUCAAGGUUUACAGGUAACAAACUUUUUCAACUACAAUCUUGAAAUAAUAGUUCCUAGAUCUGUUAGAUGCGUUACAUUUGAGGAACAAGGAAGGGCCCGAGAAUAAACCCCCUGACUGUCAACUAUGAAAAAAAUUUUAAUCAAUUAUUGAUUUCGGCUUCUAUAUAAUAUGAAGCAGCACUGACUGCGUGAUGUCAUCCCUCCGAUAUUUUAAUUAUUAGACUAGUGACGUUCGUCGUUUUAAUUUUGUAGGAGUUUCAGUGAGGGUUCCCUUAAAGUUGAUAAUCAUGAUCACGUAAAUGGCACCUCGGUUGAGGGAAGCAAAGGGCUGAAUAUUAACCAAGGUUAUAACAUAUUUAUGGGUAAGUGCAUUGUAUAUCCUUAUCUUAUCAGUCAUCCCUACGAUCAGAAUGGGCAGUCCGAAAUAUCUGAAUUUCAUAUAAUUGAACUGCGGGAAGAAGAAACAAAUGCAGACAAGAUCAUCAAUACACAACUCAGUUGCAAAAAGAAAGCCUGAAUCCCCGUAUUCGACCCCUGACCUCUGGGAUACCGGUUGCAGUGCUCUUACCUAUUAAGCUAGCAAGUAGACUGGGUGUGGAUGGUCCGUUAGUAUUAUCUAAAAGUCUACCUCCUUUAUCAGUGUUCAGGAUGUUUAAUAAUGUAGAAGAUUUUUUUUUUUCAUUUGAACAGGAGAUAAUUCGAACUAUAGUCUAUAUUAUCUUAAUGUUUUUUCCUCUUAUUUCCCAUAGGAGGGGGUGAAAAUAUCGCAAAAAUGACACAUGGAAAGUUUAAUACUGGUUUUAGAGGUUGUAUAAAGAAUACAUUUUUCAAGGACAGAGGCAUGGACCUCCAGGGUGACGCUAUUCGCGGCUGGAAUGUCCUACCGUGCGACAGCGAUGAGACAGAGCCAUGA
Molecule: messenger RNA, 5003 nt
Organism: Porites lobata
Lineage: Eukaryota; Metazoa; Cnidaria; Anthozoa; Scleractinia; Poritidae
Source: the annotation of a GenBank genome assembly